AAGACUUUGGAAUGCGCGGGAAAUAGAGUUUGUUUACUUUCUUGGAUAAUGACAAACUACUAAUGGCUUUCCAAAACGCGUUUUUGAAGUCGUUACUUCCGAAACUCGGAAUAGAAGACGAUAAAGUUCUUAAGAAGGCUUCAGAGCUGCAGCGCAUACUAGACUUGAAAAUAUCAUCUGGAGGUGCCAAAAAUUUAAAACUAAGUGAAAGUGCAAAGGCAGUGAUGUGUGCUGAUCUAGCAGCUGUACAUUUUGGCAUAACUUGUGAAAGGGAUGACUUUGUAAGAAUUUCUGGAAUGAAGAAUAGAUUAUACAUAACAAAUCGCAGCAUAAUAGAAAAGCUUGUAGGAAUGGAGGAGACACUAGAUGUGAAUAAAAUUUGUGUACAACUUGGCAUUUCUGAAAUAAGCAACUUUGCUCAGACAAUUUUGGAUCAAUAUUUGGAACAAAAUGCUAUUGCAGACAAAAAUGACAAGAUGUACGGUAUAAUUGCAGUAUAUGUAGCUUGCAGGGAAAGAAAAGUAAAGCUUCAGAUGCGUAAAUUCAUGGAAAUGUGUAAUCUAAAAAAAAGUGGGUUUGUUAAGUUAGUUGCUGAUUUUGACAAAUCUAUUGCAUCUAUGAGAAGACAAAAAGAAGAACCUGCAGAACAUGCACCAUUAUCAAAAGAAGUCAAUCUGAAUGAUUUGCAGAAAGCAGUGAAAAGAAGAAGUCAGUCACCUCCAAAAGAGGAGGAAAGCUAUUCUGACUGGAAGAGAAGAAUGCUGCAGGAAAUAAACGAAUCAUCAGAAGACUGCUGAUGUGUUCAUAGGAAGAACAAGGAAGAUUAACAUAUUGUCAGUUGCUUGUUUGUGUUCAGAAAGAUCUCAUCCCACUCUUACUUGAAAAGUUUAGGGACCUCCAACACUUGACACAGUUUUGCAGCCCAGCAGCAAGGGCUUGCUACAUGAAAACAGCCAUUUUAUGAGACGAAAAAAAUCAAAGAGCAAGUGUCAGAAAAAAGCAAAGUAUUCGGUGCAGCAGUGACAACUAAAGACUUCGCCUUAAAUGUAUUAUUUCAGUGUCACAUAUCUGACUGUUGUUUCUGAUAAUAGUGUGUAGUAAAAUCUGAAAAUUAGA
Schistocerca americana (American grasshopper) is the source of this 1116-nucleotide messenger RNA. It is a transcript of the gene Orc6, whose product is annotated as origin recognition complex subunit 6. Gene Ontology annotation, cellular component: nuclear origin of replication recognition complex. The transcript has 7 exons. Gene Ontology annotation, molecular function: DNA binding. Lineage: Eukaryota; Metazoa; Arthropoda; Insecta; Orthoptera; Acrididae. Bases 63 to 797 code for a protein of 244 amino acids. Gene Ontology annotation, biological process: DNA replication initiation; DNA replication. The record is from RefSeq and is a predicted model, not a curated record.